AAUUUCCAAGAGACUCUCAUCUCACUUCCCUGCUCCUGGGAGUAAAGGAAAGACAAACAGAUAAGAUGCUGGAAGCUUGAAAACUCAGAGAAGCCAUGCAGCUAAUCUCAACCACUUCUCUCUCAUCGUUUCCAUGCAGAACUCCAUCACUGGAACCGACACUUAGGUCCUUCUGUUUCCAGAAGAAACAAACCCUGCUAUGCUGCUUCACUCGCAAUCACAGUGAUGACAAGUUAUGGACGAGUAGAGAAUUCUCCGGAUACACACUGUUUUCCGCAGAGAAUUUGAGGAGGAGGUACGUCCUGUUCUUUUUAGUCUCCUCAGGCUUGUUUCCUACAUCUGCAUCUGGAAAGACGAAGAGUAAGAGCGGGUAUGAUGAAAAGCGCUUGCUUGAACAGAACAGGCGGAUGCAAGAAGCCAAUAAUGUUCCUCCGGACUUCCCAAAUUUUGUUAGAGAAGGUUUCCAGGUAAAGGUUGUGGCAUCUGACAACUACGUAAAGUGUGACUCGGGACUUAUAUACUCGGAUAUUGAAGUUGGUAAAGGUGAUUGCCCAAAGGCUGGUCAACAGGUGACUUUUCACUAUGUUGGCUAUAAUGAAUCAGGUCGUCGUAUUGAUAGCACAUAUUUUCGUGGUUCUCCUGCAAAGAUCCGGAUGGGCACCAAUGCAUUGGUUCCAGGAUUUGAGGAAGGAAUUAAAGAGAUGAAACCUGGGGGGAAGAGAAGAAUAAUCAUUCCUCCAGAACUUGGACCACCAGUGGGCCCAUCUACAUUUUUCAGUUCAAAACAAUUUGAGGUUUUCGAUGUGGAAUUACUUGAUGUUCAAGAUUGUCAGAGGAGGACGAUAGGUUUUUAUUCUGAUGUCGUCUGCAACUAAGUUCUGUUGCAUGUUCUUUAUCUUCAUCUCCAUACAAAGACCUAUAUACAGAUUUUGAAUCGAGUUUCAAGAGAGCAGAUUUCAUUUC
Macadamia integrifolia is the source of this 963-nucleotide messenger RNA. RefSeq names its product peptidyl-prolyl cis-trans isomerase FKBP20-2, chloroplastic. Lineage: Eukaryota; Viridiplantae; Streptophyta; Magnoliopsida; Proteales; Proteaceae. Gene Ontology annotation, molecular function: peptidyl-prolyl cis-trans isomerase activity. The transcript is spliced from 7 exons. The record is from RefSeq and is a predicted model, not a curated record. The coding region runs from base 96 to 875 and encodes 259 amino acids.